This is a messenger RNA of Cariama cristata (Red-legged seriema), 951 nucleotides long. RefSeq lists its product as uncharacterized. Lineage: Eukaryota; Metazoa; Chordata; Aves; Cariamiformes; Cariamidae. The transcript has 8 exons. The record is from RefSeq and is a predicted model, not a curated record. Gene Ontology annotation, molecular function: protein binding. The coding region runs from base 1 to 951 and encodes 316 amino acids.
AUGGUCUAUGAUCCUAAGCAGAAUAAGUGGUUAAGCCGUAGCCCGAUGUUGCAGAGGAGAGUGUAUCACUCCAUGGCUGCCGUCCAAAGGAAACUUUACGUGUUAGGUGGGAACGAUCUCGACUACAACAACGAUCGGAUCCUGGUUCGGCACAUAGACUCCUACAGCAUAGAUGCUGACCAAUGGACGCGUUGCAGCUUCAACAUGUUGACAGGUCAAAAUGAGUCUGGAGUUGCUGUCCACAACGGCAGGAUAUAUUUAGUUGGCGGCUAUUCGAUUUGGACAAAUGAGCCUUUGGCAUGUAUCCAGGUGCUGGAUGUCAGCAAGGAAGGGAAGGAAGAGGUGUUCUACGGGCCUACGCUCCCCUUCGCUUCCAAUGGAAUAGCAGCAUGCUUUCUUCCAGCUCCUUAUUUCACGUGCCCCAACCUUCAGACCCUGCAAGUGCCUCACCACAGGAUCAGCGCAAUAGCGGAGCUGCGGCUGCAGAGCCUUUGCCUGGCACACCGAGUGCUGACCAGGUCUGCACGCAAAGCCAGCCUACAGCCGGGCAGUGCUGCUCUCUACCUGCAUGGGGCCUGCCUCGUAGCUUACCACAGCUGUAGCUAUGAGGUCAUUUCUGAACUGCUCCUUCUGGAGAGCAAGGGGAGGGAUUACGAUGGGGCUGGCAGGACGCUGAGCAGGGGCAGCGAGCUGGGACAGAGGCCGGGGUUUGAGAAGCGGAGGGAGAAGCCUCCUCCUGCAAAGCAGCACGUGCCUCUUGGUUCAGGGACCAAAAGGCAGGAGCGUAUGGCAAGAAAGUUGUUUAUCAUGACCUACGGGACAGAUGGGAGUGCUUUGCUGCACCUGAAGUCAGAAAAAUGCCACAUAGCCCUUGCCAGGCAAGCAAAAACCAGUGAUAUAUUGCCAGUCGCCAUUCAACAGUACAUUGAGAGCUACUCCUCAGAUGCAUGA